This is a messenger RNA of Microbotryum saponariae, 5879 nucleotides long. The record is from the annotation of a GenBank genome assembly. NCBI's taxonomy places the organism in Eukaryota, Fungi, Basidiomycota, Microbotryomycetes, Microbotryales, Microbotryaceae.
AUGAGCUCGGCGCCAGAGGCGUUGAUCGUCUCGUUACAGGAUGCUCUCACCCUACAGCGGGCCUGCAACCCCUGCAUGACGUUCAAUACCGCGCUCGCGCUCGCUCAGUCCGCCUCGACGUCAUCCACCUCGAGCCGAUCCAACGGUGCGACCCACAACGCGACAGCGAAGGUAGAACCGCAAAUUCCUUUGUUGCAGGAGUUGGAUCAUGAUCCUUGGCCAGAGAUUUAUGCUCUCGAAUUAAUCCGUCUCUCAACAUCUAAUGGUGGACACGAUCAGUUCGCCUCGACGUCCACAUCCUCGUCGUCCGGCGCUGAAGCUGGAGCUGGUUCAUUGGACUGGCUGCGCGCGUCUUUACCGACUCUGCAAGACUACGUGAGGGCAUUGGACAUUAUACUUAGCCCAAGUGGGGACCAAGAUGUCGCGACUUCAUUGCUCGAGAUCUACGGCUUUGAGGGCAUCGACUUGGUCGGACAGGCGAUCGAAAACCGGAAGACGAUCCAACAACAGGCGAACGCUUUUGCAGUGAACGACUCCAACAUACUCGCUUGCUCCGUAACAACAAUACCUGCCCAUCAUAAUCAACCCGCCCAGUCGCAAUUCAGCGUCCCCAAAGAACGAACCCCACAAGCUCAGAUCAUGUUUCAGUCCAAGUCCGACCUCGAACAGGCCAAGCGGGAACGUAAAUUACGACACAAACUGGCACGAGGACAGCAUGGUCAUGAUGGUGGGGAACCGAACGGUGGAAUUGAUUUGGGAGAGUGGGAGAGACUCAGACAGGAGACUCUGGCCAGGGGUCCGGGUCCUCUGGCUUCGAGCGAUCGGGUGAGUUCUCGGAGGUCUUGCUUGGUGGAAGGAGUGGGGCUGAAGCUGAUCUUCCCAUGGACCUGACAGGAAUGGGAAGAACCGAUACCAUACCCGAAUGUUUACCUUGCUCCCGGGGCUCAGGCGGCCGCACAUGGCCUCGGAGGUCAAAAAUUGAUCUUGCCGGUUGGGACAACGAGGAACGAUCGAGGAGUAAGUCUGUGCUGAAUGCCUAGGCUUCCUCGCAGAGUGCUCAAGAUCACUGAUGUGGACUUGUUCAUGAUUGUAGGAAUACGAGGAGAUCAUGAUACCCGCACCAGAUCCGGUGCCCUUUCGCUUCAACGAGAACCCGGUGCCCAUCUCAGCCAUGGACGCCUGGGGAAGGCGGACAUUCCACGUCAGUCUUGCGAGAGAAGUUGCUUUGAGUGAUCACGAAUGGUAGCUGACCAUGUAUCUCAUUCGUGCUCUAGGCAUAUGCCUCACUCAAUCGCCUGCAAAGCAUCGUAUUUCCGGUGGCCUACGGUACGAACGAAAACAUGCUCGUGUGUGCGCCGACCGGAGCGGUGAGGUCAAAUAAAGCAGCCUGGGUAAAUCUACCGACGUGACGCUGAUUCUCUUCGUCUCAAACCAGGGUAAAACCGACGUAGCUUUACUUGCGAUCUUACGCUGUCUCAGUGGACUCGCACACACCCCUUUGGUCGGCAAUGCAAAGCCAACUCUGCCUCCGGCCUCCUCGUACAAGAUCAUCUACGUCGCCCCUCUCAAAGCCUUGGCUGCCGAGAUCACGCUCAAGUUCGCGAAACGACUCGGCUGGGCCGGAGUCAAAGUCCGCGAGUUGACGGGUGACAUGAAGUUGACCAAGAAGGAAGUCGACGAAACAGGGGUUAUCGUCACGACGCCCGAGAAAUGGGACGUCGUGACGCGAAAAGGCGCGGGAGCAGGGGAUGGCGAUGUGGCGGAUAAAGUCAAGUUGCUCAUUAUCGAUGAGGUCCAUCUGCUACACGAAGAUCGAGGCGCGGUCGUGGAAAGUAUCGUGGCGAGGACGUUGAGGCAAGUCGAAUCGAGUCAGAGUCUGAUUCGUAUCGUUGGGUUGUCGGCGACAUUGCCCAAUUACGUCGAUGUCGCCGACUUUCUACGCGUCAACCGGCAUACGGGGUUGUUCUACUUUGAUGCUUCGUUCCGGCCGGUCCCGCUCGAACAACACUUCUUGGGUGUCAGGGGGAAAGCAGGAACCCCGGCCUCCCGUGCAGGGCUCGACAACGCCGCAUUCGAGAAAGUCGCCGAACUCCUCAAACAAGGCCAUCAAGUCAUGGUCUUUGUGCACGCCCGAAAGGACACGGUCAAGACCGCGCAAACGUUCCAGGAGAAAGCACAAGGCGAAGGCAUCACGGAUCUUUUGGAUCCGAAUGAGAAUGAGAAGUGGCCGGGUUUCAAGAGGGAUUUGGCGGCGUCGAGGAAUAGGGAGAUGAAGGAGUUGGCUGCGCAGGGGUUCGGCAUUCAUCAUGCUGGCAUGUUGAGGUCGGAUCGAAACAUCGCAGAGCGGAUGUUUGAAGCGAACGUCACCAAGGUCAGUUAUUGUCUGAUUCAGGUCAUUGUAGCCUGUGUGGCUAAUUCCCUAAAACUGCGAUGCAGGUGUUGUGCUGUACGGCGACGCUCGCGUGGGGUGUCAACUUGCCCGCGUACGCUGUCGUCAUCAAGGGAACCCAAAUCUACGAUGCCGGGAAAGGUUCGUUCGUCGAUCUGGGGAUCCUCGACGUAUUGCAGAUCUUCGGUCGUGCUGGACGACCUCAAUACGAGAGCCAAGGUGUAGGCUACAUCUGCACCAGUUAUGACAAGCUCGAUCACUAUGUCUCGGCCAUCACACAGCAACACCCGAUUGAGUCCAAGUUUGUGGAAGGCCUCGUCGAUUCGCUCAACGCCGAAAUUAGUCUUGGAACCGUCACCAAUAUGGAUGAAGGUGUGCGAUGGCUCGGGUACAGUUACCUCUUUGUUCGCAUGCGCAAGAAUCCACUGGUCUACGGCAUGCUGGCCACCGAGGUUGCGGACGACCCUCUCUUGGGGAGCAAGCGCUUGACCCUGAUCUCGAACUCGGCCAAACGACUCGUCGAAACACAGAUGGUGCGAUGGGACAAGGAUCUCGGCCAAUUAGAACCAACAGAUCUAGGACGCAUUGCCUCAAAGUACUACAUUCGAAACGCCAGUAUUGAGAUCUUCAACACGCUAUUCCGACCCAAGAUGAGUGAAGCCGACGUGCUGGCGCUCAUCGCUUCUUCGGUCGAGUUCAACCAGAUCCAAGUUCGCGAGAACGAGAUCGAGGAGCUGACGAGGCUCAUGGAGAUGGUCGCGCCGUGUCAAGUCAAGGGUGGAACCCAGUCCAGUUCGGGCAAGGUCAACAUCCUCUUGCAAGCCUACAUCUCGCGUGCGUUCAUCGAGGACUUUGCUCUCGUCUCCGAUUCGGGUUACGUCUCCCAGAACGCCGGGCGUAUCGUCCGGGCCCUCCUCGAGAUUGCCAUGGCGAAGCGUUGGGCACCCGUCACGCUCGUCCUCGUGUCCAUGAGCAAGGCGAUCGAGAAGCGAUUGUGGCCCUUCAGUCACCCGCUCGCGCAGUUCGACCUGCCUUCGGAACUGUUGUACAACAUUGAGCGGUGGGCCGACGACGUCUUGCUUUCCGAAGUGGCUUCAAUGUCCGAUGCCGACUUUGGAACGCUGAUCCAUCAGAACGAGCGAUUGGGAGGGUUUGCCACAAAGGCGGCAAAACAGUUCCCUUCGCUCGGCAUUUCGUACACGCUACGUCCAGUCGCCCACGACUUGCUUCGGGUACGCUUGGAGCUCAGGCGAUCUUUCGAGUGGUCAGAGAAGCAUCACGGAACCAUUGAAGCCUUUUGGGUCUGGAUCGAGGAUGAAGAAGGGCUUUCGAUCCUCGGUUUGGCACGCGUCGUGGUCCGUCCGACGACCAAUGUAUUGGUACAAGAGUUUGUCGUCCCCGUCAGCUCGGUGCCGAAAGCUCUGCGUGCUCGCGUCGUUUCGGAUCGAUGGAUCGGGUCCGAGGAGGUGCAGACGAUCGCGCUCGAGCAUCUCUCGAUGCCACCUUCGCCUCCUCCUCAUUUGCCUCUGCUCGAUCUACCGCUGCUUUCGUGCCGUGAUGCGUUAGAAAAGGACGACAAGGCAUUGCAAGCCUACGCCAAUGACACGCCCGUGUUCGACCCCGUGCAAACACAGUCGUUUCAUUCGUUCCACCACUCGGCAAGCAAUGCGCUCUUGUGCGCUCCCUCGGCGCAUUCACGUGGCGUAGUUCUUGAGAUGGCCAUCUGGUGGGUCUGUUUACUGUCAAAGAUUUCACUCUGCAGAGCUAACUCGCAUUCCACAGGCGCGCUUUCCGAAUGAACCCCCAAGCUCGGAUCAUCUUCCUCACCCCUCGGAAAGCCCUGGCGCGUCAGGUAUCGAUUCGCAUUCGCCACCUCUUUUCGCGUCUACCCGAAAUCUCGACUGUUCUGCUCACGCAUUCCAAGGACUUCGGCACCUUACCGCAAGCUGGCGGUCUGAUCGCCAUUGCCUCGCCCACGCCACUGCUCAGUCACCUCACCAACGACAAGAGCCUGUUCCAGAGUCUUGAUCUCGUCGUCGCACACGAUCUACACGCCCUCGACGGGCCAUACGAGCUCGUGCUUACUCGACUGCGAUGGGAAAAUUCUACCACCCGUGUUGUCGGAUCAGCUUCCUCUCUUGCCGACGCGACCUCCCUUGCGCAUUGGCUGGGCGUCCCCGAGCAUGCGAUCUACAACUUCUCUCCGAGCACGCGCACCUCGUCACUGACGACGUCUUUCCAAUCGUUCACCACUCCUCACUCCGUCGGUCUCAUUCGGUCGAUGGUCCGUCCUGCCUACGCAGCGAUGCGCACAAGCACGGGCUCCACAAUCUGCUUCGUCCCAUCCCGUGCUAUGUGUCGCACCGUCGCCGCGGACCUCAUCACCCAAACGGCCUCGGAUAUUGAGCAAUCCUUCGUUCGCCACGACGCGAUGGAGAUGAUCGGAGCCUACGCUUCUUCCUUCGCGGAUCCGACGCUCCACGAAGCAUUGAACCACGGAAUAGCGGUGUAUCACCCCGGCCUCACGAUUGAUGAGCAACGCCUUGCGCUGAUGCUGUUCAGUCAAGGAGCCCUCAAAGUCUUGAUCUCGCCCCACGACGCCUGUUGGACCCUCCCCCUUCAAGCGAAUCUAGUCCUCGUUCUAGGCGCGCAAUACGCCGUACCUCGUCCUUCCGAGCCGACCGAGCGGGAUAUUCGUGACUACCCGCUGGAGGAGAUCGUUCAAAUGCAAUCCCUCGCCGUAACGAACCGAUCAACGACCUCGGCCGAGUUCAUCAUUCUGUGCCAAGCCGAGCAAGCGAAGCUAUACGGUCGGUACCUGGACCAGGGGUUGCCCCUCGAAAGCGCGCUGCUCGAUCAGAACGAUACCGAAGGGGAUUCCUUGAUCCAAUUGAUGUGGUCGGAUCUGGCGCAACGACAACUCAUUUCGAAUCGGCAAGACGUCGUCGAUGCUUUGUCGUGGACGUUCAUGGCUCGAAGGAUCGAGGAUAACCCCUCUUACUACAAUGAUCGAGGACAAGAGGCCGAGAGUCUCCUUUCCAGGAUCGCGGACCAGCAGAUCGUGGAUCGAUUGGAAAGAGCGGGCUUGGUUCAUGCGAAGGGGAAGAGUGAAAUUGGGAUCACGGAGAUGGGCACGUUAUUGGUGGGAGCAUUGGUUACUCAGGUCGAGUCGCUGCAGCAGAUCGAGCUGGAUCGGUUGGUCGACAUGGCCAUGGCGAAGAAGCAGUCGAGUGGGGGUAUUUCGAAAGACGCCGAAGCGAUCCGGACGUUCCAGCAACGACUCGCUCGGCCCAUUCGAGAUAUGAUUGGCCCCGAGCCCAUCGAGCCAGAAGGCCAAGAUACCUCAAACGCGAUGCUCCAGUAUCGACGAAGGGUCUUGUUGGCUGCUUUCAAAGCCGGCAAAGCCCCUCGCUAUGAUGAUACCCUCGUCUCGGAACAGGCUCGUCUCGUUCAGUCCUUGUUGGGGGCACACAAGAGACACGCCCGUUAG